Molecule: messenger RNA, 1209 nt
Organism: Pocillopora verrucosa
Lineage: Eukaryota; Metazoa; Cnidaria; Anthozoa; Scleractinia; Pocilloporidae
Source: RefSeq, a predicted model, not a curated record
AACAGUCAACAAAAGGUCGGCAGAACUGAAGGGUCGCCAGCGAGUGAACACAUUUACUACCAUUUUCUUCUCGUGAACCUACUCUUUGUCGCAAUAUGAGGAUGAGUAGCGAGAAGAGAACCAUUUGGAUAAUUGUCAAAGAUGGAGAAGUCAUGUCUGAUCUAAAGCGAUUCCAGUUCAACUGUGUCGAUGGAGUAGAGGAGGAGGACAAGGUCUAUGAAAAAACCAAGUUCUUAGAGGAUCUUGCAGAGCAACUUGGUUUGUCAGGAUUUGAAAAGACCAGUGUCUUAAAGCUAAGGAAUGGCAGAGGUUCUCUCAUACCACUAAGUAGAAGAACUCCUGAAAAUACAGUUACAAGCCCUUACAUUCUUGAAGUUUGUAGAAGAUAUUCAUCAGUAAAACCCAGUCCUAGAAGAAUUGAUGUGCCCAGUUACAAUGAAACAUACCAGAGAAAGUUAACAAUAUUUACCAAGAGGAUUAGCAGGCUGGAGGAAACUCUUCCUCAACUGUCACUGUUACGAGAUGCUAAACUUAGCGCGGAAGUGAAAACUUUGGAACAGAGAUUAAUGUUUUUGAAUUCAAAACUCCAGGAAGCUGAUUCUCGGCAAUGGAAAGGAAUGUUUACUAAACAUCCUUUGUGGUGACCAGCAAACUCCACACAGGUCCAUUAGACUUAGUAUGAUUGAGGCGACUAAGUUAAAGAGUUGUACAAAACUUCUAUAAACGUGUUUUGCCUAGAUGGCGGGCAUCAUUUAUUGCCUUGUUGAAGUGGAGCAAACUGUACUAAGGUCAAAAUUUACAGUGUGUGGAAAAGACACAUUACAGUGGUAGUCAUUUUUUUUAAUUAUUAUUUCCCUGCUUUGUAAAUGUGGAGGGAAAGCGAACGCGCAGUUUAGAUCGCUAGCUGUCUCAUGUUGGAACUCCGAAAAAUUUCGAAAGUUAUAUAGCCAAGUAUAGUUUAAUGAAAUGGUUAUACAAAUGCUUAUGGUUAUGCAAAGAAUAAGUAGAUUUUACACCGUUGAAAUCCGAAUUGCAAUUUCCUUCAGGUCAGAUUGCAUUCUAUAUAUUCACAUCAAUUCGUUUUCGGGAAUGAAAGCAGCAACAACAUGCGUGACCCUGAAGUUGCAUAGUUGCUGUUAGAGAUACGUUGAACAUGAUAUCUGUAAGGAACUGUACAGUUUGCAUUAAAAUUACUGUAAUUCUUUACUC